CGGGGCGAGAGGGCGGGGCCUCUUGCCUUCGGGGAGAGACGCACGGAGUAGCGAGUGAGGAGGCCGGUCGGACCGCCCGCUCGGGGGCAGCGCGUGUGCCGGCGCUGCACAAAAAUGCACUCGGAUGCCGCCGCUGUCAAUUUUCAGCUGAACUCUCAUCUAUCAACACUGGCAAAUAUUCAUAAGAUUUACCACACUCUUAAUAGGCUGAAUUUGACAGAAGACGUUGGUCAAGACGAUCACCAAACAGGAAGUCUCAGGUCGUGCAGUUCAUCAGACUGCUUUAGCAAAGUGAUGCCUCCAAGAAAAAAGAGGCGACCUGCAGCUGGAGAUGACCUAUCAGCUAAAAAAAGUAGACAUGAUGGAAUGUACAGAAAAUAUGAUUCUACUAGAAUAAAGACGGAAGAUGACAUGUUCUCGAGCAAGAGGUGCUUAGAAUGGUUCUAUGAAUAUGCAGGAACAGAUGAUAUUGUGGGUCCUGAAGGAAUGGAGAAAUUCUGUGAGGACAUUGGGGUUGAACCAGAAAAUGUAGUUAUGCUUGUUUUAGCCUGGAAGCUGGAUGCUCAGAACAUGGGUUACUUUACGUUGCAAGAAUGGUUAAAAGGAAUGACAUCCCUGCAAUGUGAUACAACAGAGAAGCUAAGAAAUUCUUUGGAUUAUUUGAGAUCUUUAUUAAAUGAGCCUACAAAUUUUAAACUUAUUUACAGAUAUGCAUUUGACUUUGCACGUGAAAAGGACCAGCGAAGUCUAGAUAUAAACACUGCCAAGUGUAUGUUAGGACUUCUCUUAGGAAAAACAUGGCCUCUCUUUCCAGUAUUUCAUCAGUUCCUAGAGCAAUCUAAAUACAAGGUCAUCAACAAGGACCAAUGGUGCAAUGUUCUGGAGUUCAGCCGAACCAUUAAUCUUGACCUCAGCAAUUAUGAUGAAGAUGGAGCAUGGCCAGUGUUGCUGGAUGUUGUGGAGUGGUAUAAAGAGAAACAAAUGACAUAGGAAUUUUAACUAUGCACAGCCGCUCAAGAGUCUCUGUUACUACAGUUAUGUCGACCAUUAGCCAUAAACUGCUAUUUGUAUAAAAGCGCAUGCUGCUUUUCCUGCACUGCAUCCCAUUUUUGGGGACCUUUUGGUGUUUUGCUGUUUAAGAGGCCAGCUCUGCUUGCUGUGUAGCAUUGUUCUCUUCGAAGGCUGCUUUGCAUUUUUGUAUCUACACUACAGAUGGUGAACUUAACCAGCAUCCUCACUGUGAUUUAUGUGUAUAUUGCUGUCUAAAUUUUGUAUAUGUGUAUAAAAAAGCUUCACCUAGGAGUUACUCCAGAAGUGUAUUGUAAAAAUAAUUUUGUGGCAUAUUUCUAGUUGCAUUAAAUAACCAUGUAACUUAAUUUUUAUUUUUAAUUUGGUCUCGGACGUAACAUUUCAGAAAAAACAUGAUUGUUGAGACUGUUACCACGUGAAACUAUUGCCAGUUAGCGACAAGAUGCCAAUUUUUGAGAGAAUAUCCUGCAGUAUGAUUUCUUCACAUGCAGAUGCCCAACUUCAGUUUUGUUUAGUAAGCAAGUAUUGGCUGUUUUUAUUGAAAACCUAUUAAAAGUGUAAUAGCUUGACUAGAGUUGUACGUGCCACAAGGAUUUCCACUUGGUGAUACUGCUGACGUCCUAAUAUUCAGACUCCUGUAGUUCGCAAAUAGGUAGAAAUUAAAUCCGAUUUUAAAAAAGGGUUUUAGACUUGUAAAAUGGCAUAUUUCUUUAUUUCAAUUUUGCUGUUCUAGUGUUUUGACUGUAUUGAUGAUGAAAGCAAAAUGAAGCCUCUUGUAAAAUUUAACAUAGAUUUGUGGGUGAGUUUCAAGGUCUGGAAUCUCUUGUUAAAUCUUAACCGAAAAGCCUUGCAAGCAUGGGAAUCUAAAGAAGGCAAUGGCAUCUUUUAUUCCAGGGAUUGGAUUUCCUAGCAGAAUGCCUGUUGCAGGCAAUGGGCUCACUAAUCACCAGCAUUGUCACUCAUUUGGGACCACUCUUAUCUGUCUGUACAUGAAAGUUCAAGCCAUUGCUUGCUUGAAAGAAUUAAUGUGCUAAGAAAUGUCUUUUCAUGUUAUCUCUGCCUCAGCCUUCAUUAUAAAGUUCAAUACUGAAUUUUUGACAAAGGUUACUUAGGGGAUAGCAAACUGUGGAAAUAACUUCCAAAAAUCCAGUGGCGAAUGGACAGUGCUAAAAAUGGAGUUUGCAAUAAAACAUUAGCAGGCUUUCUUUUUGUUGUUAAAGGAAGUUAAACCAUAAGUAAAAGUGUUGUUUGGAGCUCUCCGAGCUCAGCCUAAAUGUAAAAUCAAUGCAAAUCCCUUUAUUUUAUCAUUAAAUUGCUUAAAUUAUUGGUAAGCAGCAACCUUUUAGGACUGGGUACUUGUAAAUCAGCGUUGCACUGAAUUCAGCCUCUUUAGAUCCCACUCCAGUAUAAUUCUGCACUGAAGAGGGUGCUGAAUUUUAUCUGUUUCCAGUGAUAUCACAACAUGGAAUAUUCCCCCCCCCCAUGACCCUUAGCUUUUGGGAGUGCAGACUGUGUUAGGAGGUCUACCACCAGAUUAGUGAGGUUGAAAAGUCUCAGUGUGUGUAGCUCUCUGUAUCCCUGCUGUGAUGGUUGUUACUAGAAUUUAGACGUUUGAAAGCUAUUCUCAAAAUCAGCCAUUAUGGAUAUAAAUAAAAUACUGUGUUAGUAAAAUCUUA
Lacerta agilis (Sand lizard) is the source of this 2705-nucleotide messenger RNA. It is a transcript of the gene DCUN1D4, whose product is annotated as defective in cullin neddylation 1 domain containing 4. NCBI's taxonomy places the organism in Eukaryota, Metazoa, Chordata, Lepidosauria, Squamata, Lacertidae. Gene Ontology annotation, cellular component: ubiquitin ligase complex. The record is from RefSeq and is a predicted model, not a curated record. Gene Ontology annotation, biological process: positive regulation of ubiquitin-protein transferase activity; protein neddylation. Gene Ontology annotation, molecular function: ubiquitin conjugating enzyme binding; ubiquitin-like protein binding; cullin family protein binding.